Molecule: messenger RNA, 4943 nt
Organism: Aethalodelphis obliquidens (Pacific white-sided dolphin)
Lineage: Eukaryota; Metazoa; Chordata; Mammalia; Artiodactyla; Delphinidae
Gene: STAC3
Product: SH3 and cysteine rich domain 3
Exons: 12
Coding region: 1617-2699 (360 amino acids)
Biological process (GO): positive regulation of protein localization to plasma membrane; skeletal muscle contraction; positive regulation of voltage-gated calcium channel activity
Molecular function (GO): protein binding
Source: RefSeq, a predicted model, not a curated record
CUCUGUCUUCCCAAAGCUAGCCCUGUUGUUGUGCAGCCUGUCAGACGAGGGCCAUUAAAGAGCCUGUUGACCCAGAACCAUCCAGCAGCCCCUGCUGAAAAAUGUCACCCACCCCUUAAGGAAAAAAGAACAGUAGGCAGAAAUGACAUAGCACAUUGCCCUGGAAAUCCCUUGUGUAUGGGUAGCAGUAUCUCUCUAGCCAGCCUCCUCUGAAGCUUGUCUGGCCCAACCUCCAACAUAAUCCUUUACUUCUUACAGAUACAAGGGAUAAAGCAGCACGACAUUACCACCUCCAAAUUGCCCUGCUCUGAGAUGGGAGUGUCUCCUUUUUCAGCCAUGUCACAGCUCAGACUAGGAAAAGGCUGCAUCCCUGUGAGAUAAUGCCAGAUACCUCAUUGACCCAUCAGAUCAUAUGCAUCAGAAGAAAGAGAUGGAAUCAGGGAAUCAGAAUGAUAAAGGAAGCUUGAGGCUUGGCCAUCCUACCUCCAAGAGUCUGCAGUUCCCAUGGGAAAGGGGACGUUACUUACAGAUGAUAAAAACUCCAUGUGUGACAGCUAUUGCCUUCUGUCCAAUAUUAACAAAACAAUCUGUACGUGAUCAUUAGACCCUCACUCCCCCAGAACCCCUCAGAUGGAAGUCCCAGCCUGGCCUUUUUCAAUAGCUCUUAGAGUUCCUUUCACCCUGCGGACAAGAUUUUAGAGGAAUAGGGGAAAGAUAUCUCUGGGGGCAGCUGGAGGGAACAAAGCAGUACUACAUGUUCUUCACUCCUUUACAGGAUAGCAGCAAGGUACCCUUCUAACUACCCAUGGAUAAGAAAGCAAUCUAGUUUGGCUGAUAGGAGAGCUCUGAAAAUUCGAAUGUUCCUUUCUUCACCAGUUUCCAAGCCCUUUCCUUCCUAAAGAUUGGAGGCUAGAUCGAUGCUUGAGGGUAAAAAAAAAAAAAAAACAUGGCCACAAGAAGAUGGUGGCUGAGAAAUCGAAGGCUAGUUCCUAAAGUAGAUCCAGGGAAGGUAGAAUUGGAGAGAUGUUUGGACCUUGGGAAAAGGAUGGAGAAGCCUGUUUAUAAUUCAUCUUCACCUUUAGUCAUUUAAAAUCACCCACAUGAAGGAAUGCCCUGGCGGUCCUGUGGUUAGGACUCCGCGUUUUCACUGCCAAGGGCCCAGGUUCCAUCCCUGGACGGGGAACUAAGAUCCCACAAGCCACACACACAGAGUGUGACCAAAAAAAAAAAAAAUCACCCAUAUGAGUAUGCGGUAUGUCCCUUCCUGAAUUUAGCCAGUUCUGACCUGCACACCAUAGAUGAAAAACCAGGCAACAGCAGCUCUGGGGGGAUGGGAGGAGUUAGGGUCCAGCCCUCCCCGUGUCCAAUUUCUCUGUGUCAGCUGUUGUCGCUCAGCUGUCCACUUUCCUCCAGCCCUGUCAUUUCAGCUCUGACACCAAGGCGAGAGGCUAGGAGGUCUACAAACACCGUCUGGGUAGCUGGUGUGAGUACAGAGAGUACUGGGGGGGCUUAGCCCCCAAGGAAGAAGACCAGCCCUCCCCCAGCACCACCGUCAAGAUCCCAGGGGCUCCCUCUUUCCUCCACAGGCUGUGGACUGACUUAGGGAAUUCCAAACGAUGACAGAAAAGGAGGUGCUGGAGUCCUCCUCCUUCCCAGCAGAGACUCGGCAAAGUGGGCUACAGCGGCUGAAGCAAUUAUUCAGGAAGGAGUCUACAGGGACAAAGGAGAUGGAGCUUCCCCCAGAGCCCCAGGCCAAUGGGGAGGCAGUGGGAGCUGGGGGUGGGCCCAUCUACUACAUCUAUGAGGAAGAGGAGGAAGAAGAGGAGGAGGAGCCACCCCCAGAACCUCCUAAGCUUGUUAAUGAUAAGCCCCACAAAUUCAAAGAUCAUUUCUUCAAGAAGCCCAAGUUCUGUGAUGUCUGUGCCCGGAUGAUUGUGCUCAACAACAAAUUUGGGCUUCGCUGUAAGAACUGCAAAACUAACAUCCACGAACACUGUCAGUCCUAUGUGGAGAUGCAGAGAUGCUUCGGCAAGAUCCCCCCUGGUUUCCGUCGGGCCUAUAGCUCCCCUCUCUACAGCAACCAGCAGUACGCUUGUGUCAAAGAUCUCUCUGCUGCCAAUCGCAAUGACCCUGUGUUUGAAACCCUUCGCAGUGGGGUGAUCAUGGCAAACAAGGAACGGAAGAAGGGACAGGCAGAUAAAAAAAAUUCUCUAGCAGCCAUGAUGGAAGAGGAGCCAGAGUCUGCCAGACUACAGGAAGGCAAACCCCAGGAUGGAAACCCUGAAGGGGAUAAGAAAGCUGAAAAGAAGACACCUGAUGACAAACACAAGCAGCCUGGCUUCCAGCAGUCUCAUUACUUUGUGGCUCUCUAUCGAUUCAAAGCCCUGGAGAAGGACGAUCUGGAUUUCCCGCCUGGAGAGAAGAUCACAGUCAUUGAUGACUCCAAUGAGGAGUGGUGGCGGGGGAAAAUAGGGGAGAAGGUCGGAUUUUUCCCUCCAAACUUCAUCAUUCGGGUCCGGUCUGGAGAGCGUGUGCACCGCGUAACGAGAUCCUUCGUGGGGAACCGCGAGAUAGGGCAGAUCACUCUCAAGAAGGACCAGAUUGUGGUGCAGAAAGGAGAUGAAGCCGGUGGCUACGUCAAGGUCUACACCGGCCGCAAGGUGGGGCUGUUUCCCACCGACUUCCUGGAGGAGAUUUAGGCGUGAAGACGCCUGCUGGCGGGAGAUAACCAAACCCCAUUCUGGGCAGGCCCAGUGGAGGUUGGGGAGAAAAGGGGCGAAAGCAACUAUACUGCUGGGUGGGGGAGAUGGGAAGGCCCGCCGGAACGUGACGGUGCUUCCGGGAAGGGACUGGUUCCCGUCCCCCUCCCCCGCCGAGGGCGUCGGAUACUUGGUGCCGGGAGCAGCCUCACUCGCAACCCCUCAGGUCCAGCCUUUGAGAUCUGGAAAAAGAACGCGUCUCCACUAGGGAGACGGGAGGGGGCAUUGAGGCGAACCAUCGAAUGUUGCGAAUUUAUUAAAGUUUUGACAAAAGUUAGAAAAGUUUACCGUUUAACUGGGGGCCGAGGGGAGAGGGAGGAGAGAGGGCCUGGGAAGGGGUGGCGAAUCUUCCCCAGUUCUCCCCUCACUACCAUGGUGCGAGGUGGGGAGACAGAUGCGUCCGCCAGGCAGGGCCUCUGUCGUCAAUGAAGAAAGGGGAGCUGGACUGGGGUCACGGCCCCCGCGCCUCUGCUGCUGGGAGCAGGAUCGGGUAGCAGGGUAGGUCCCACUAGCUCUUAGUGAUUUCGCCGUGGGCAGCCCCUUGCAUUUCCGAACCUGGCUCAGUUCCGAGCUAGGCCGCCAGGGGGCGAUGCAAGAUCUCGGUUGAAGUGCGAGGGACGGGGGUGGGGGGGCGGGGGGAGAGAACCGGAGACACCAAGCCUGAGACCCUGGUCCUGUAAGGGGGUGGGGUGCGUGCCGUCUCCAUGGCAACACUUCCUCAAGUCCUCCGGGAACUGAGCGAGCGAGACGGGGGGGUGGGGGCCUGACCCCUCCCGCGCGGCCCCCGCCCCAGCCCUUUGCGACAGGUACCAAGUGAGAGGGCGCGGGGCAGACAGCUAAGCAGCUCAAGCGGAGACCCCCCCUGCGGUGCGCCGUAUGUAAAUUAUAUUUGCAUAUGCAAAUAUGCAAAUGUACCAGCCCAGGUCGCGGUGGCAGGUGGCGGGGAGCGGGAAGGUGUAGGAAAGGGAGCUGGAGGAGACGAGGAGUUUAGGGACCUGGGAGCGGACCAGUGAGCGGCAGCCUGGGGUGGCCGCUGGAGUGGGGCUGGCUGAGGGUCUUGAGCUAGAUGGCGGGUGGGGGAGGGUCAGCCUGGCCAGUCAAGAGAUCCUCUUCUCUUCUGCCGGUUGUCAGCCAGGCCUGAGGUUGGCACCGCCUAGCAAGGUUGGCAGCGGGAGCCCGGGCACCAUCUGCUGCUGGCGGGGGGAGGGCAGAGUCUCAGCUGGGCUGGGGAAGAGGAGGGCCCGGGACGGGAGCGCCCCCCUUCGUUCCAGAAAGCUGAGGUGUGUUGCGGGUAGGGAAGCACACGAGAAGACUCGCCUCAGAACCUGGUUCGGUUUCCUGUUCCCUUUGCCCUUGACUGAUCCGGACGCCUCGGGGCGGCGGCGGGGUCAUAAAGGGAAGCUCAGGCAGCCCCCUCGAAUCACGCUUGGGCUGGAAUAUCAGAUCGCAGGCCCCCCUCCACCGCUGCACACAAACCUUUGCCCCCAUCCCUCCUCACGAUCCUACCACCAAAGCGGGGGACAGGGACGGAUAGGGCUUGGGUCGCAAUUCUUCAUCAAGCGAUCAAAGGGACUCAAAACCAGAGCCUCCCAAGAUCCUCGAGAGCGCCCCCCACACACAUAAUGCUGAAACAAAACCAAUUUACUGGCUCAUUGGGCGGCAGUGCUGGUGUAGGGGUACCGAGAAACAGAAAGAGCUGCUGUUCUCUCCCCCUACACUCGGGGGGCACCCUCCUCCCCCGCCUCCCGGAGCCGGCAGCUGUCCCUAAUUAGAGCGGCGGUUUAAUUGGAUUUAUCAGCAGUUAAUAGGAAAUUAAGCAAAGGGCCCGAGAGAGGGAGGGUGGGAGGAGCGGGGAGGCUGACUGUGCCGAGUUCGAAGAACGGGUGCUGGGGUGUCAGGGGUGGGGACACAAGGUCCAGUUAUAGCAAUUGAGCCCCUUGGUCACACCCUCCCCCCAGUACUUGCCCUGCCCGUGGACCCUGGCCUGUUGGCAGAGAGCAGGUCUCAGGAGAGGGAGGCAGGAGGGACAGCGACCCUGUGUGAGCCCCCAACGCCCCCCACCCCUGCCAGCAGCCGCCUGGGUGAUAGAUGAUGCUGCCUCACACUGCAAAGGUCAUAAGUCUAGGCCAAGGAGCUGACUGAAUUGAAAACAGACUGAAGGAGGGGCCGGGUUACUAGGGUCCA